CAGACGGUGCUAGAGCUAUGUGUGGUAAAAAUAGUAGUAUUGUAACACGAAUGCUUAAAGUUAGUCCGAAUGCAUCAUGGACUCACUGCAACAUUCACAGGGAAGUUUUAGUGUCGAAAAAUCUGCCGGAUAACUUGAAAAUCGUGUUGAACACUUCUGUAAAAAUGGUCAAUUUCAUUAAAACAAGGCCACUGCAAUCACGAUUAUUUGAAAAGUUGUGUGAAGAGAUGGUAUGUUCUCAUAAAUCUCUUCUUUUGCACAUUGAAGUACGUUAGCUGUUAAGAGGAAAAGUAUUAACAAGACUUGUGGAAUUCCGCGAAGAAGUUGCACUGUUUCUAAAAGAAAAAACUAAUCUGGCAAAAUCGUUGCACGAUGAAGAUUUUAUCUUGAAGCUCACGUAUUUAACCGACAUAUUUUCGAAACUGAACGAACUAAAUUCAUAUUUACAAGAAACAGAAGGAGCUGAUAUAUUUGCAGUCCAUGAAAAAAUUAG
Rhopalosiphum maidis (corn leaf aphid) is the source of this 493-nucleotide messenger RNA. RefSeq names its product protein FAM200A-like. Bases 18 to 275 code for a protein of 85 amino acids. NCBI's taxonomy places the organism in Eukaryota, Metazoa, Arthropoda, Insecta, Hemiptera, Aphididae. The record is from RefSeq and is a predicted model, not a curated record. The transcript has a single exon.